AUGCAAGGUUUGGUUGAAGCUUUGAACUCAGUGGUUCCUGAAUGUGAAAUUAGGUUCUGCUGUAGACAUAUAUGGGCGAACUUCAAGAUCAAGUUCCCUGGAGAGUUGUUCAAACAACACUUUUGGAGUGCAGCCAGAGCCUACAACAAGAAUCAUUUUGAUAGAGAAAUGAAUGUAAUAAAGAAUAUCUCUAUUGACGCAUAUGCAUAUCUAGCUGCUAUUCCUGCAAAACAUUGGGCUAGGCAUGCUUUUUGUAGUAGGAGUAAGUCUGGGAUGUUAUUGAACAAUAUUUGUGAGGCAUUCAACAAUGUGUUAGUAGAAGCAAGGGCGAAGCCUAUAAUUUCUCUAAUGGAGUGGAUUAGGAGAUAUGUAAUGCAACGAAGCGCAGCCAAAAGGGAAGGGUUGAGUAACUUUCAAGACUGUUACGUUGUAAACUUGGCCAAUAGAACUUGCCAUUGUGGAAGUUGGGACCUUAUAGGGAUUCCUUGCAAACAUGUCGUUGCUUGUAUUGUGCUUAGAAAAUUAGAUGCCAAAGACUUUGUCCACGAGGCGUAUCUCGUAGAAACUUAUCGAAAAACGUAUAGUCCAAAGUUUUAUGGUAUGCCAGGACACAAAAUGUGGCCAACAACCACUUUAGCCAAACCACUUCCUCCACCAUAUAGAAAGAUGCCUGGAAGGCCUAACAAGAGGAAAAGAAAGAAGGAAGUUGGUGAAGGUAAAGGAGGAAAGAAGGCUGCAUGUGCUAUUAAAGAAUUCAAGCAACGGAGAUGUGGUAAUUGCGGUGAAGUUGGUCACUACAAAAAGGGCUGCAAAAAUCAACCUAAACCACCACCAACAAAGACCAAGUCAAAAGGUGGAAGGCCUAAAAUGGGAUCUUCUUCUACUCAACAAUCUACAACGAAUGAUGUGCCUAGCUCCAGUGAUCAACAACAAACGCAGUUAAAUGCAUCUACUUCAUGUGUAAUGGAUCAAAAUAGUCAAAUAUAG
This is a messenger RNA of Amaranthus tricolor (Joseph's coat), 987 nucleotides long. RefSeq lists its product as uncharacterized. The record is from RefSeq and is a predicted model, not a curated record. Bases 1 to 987 code for a protein of 328 amino acids. Lineage: Eukaryota; Viridiplantae; Streptophyta; Magnoliopsida; Caryophyllales; Amaranthaceae. The transcript has 3 exons. Gene Ontology annotation, molecular function: zinc ion binding; nucleic acid binding.